GUCUGCUUCGUCGGCAUCUUCAGCAACAUCCUCGUCAUCGUCGUGUUCGCCAGGCAAGGGUUCAAGGACAGCACCAGCAUCUCCAUGACAACGGUCACGAUCUGGGACCUCAUCAAGUGCCUGGGCGGCUUCGUCCAGCGCCUGGCAGGACCACUGGUCCUCGCGUCCCCUGCCCUGGCCUACAGCUGGACCAACGUGUCCCUCGUCGUCUGCAACUACCUGGUCUCGUUCUCCUGCUACGUCACGAGCGUGCUGGCGGCUUACGUGGCCGUCGAGCGAUGUCUGUGCGUGACGGUACCGCUCAAGGUCAAAUGGCUCCUCACCCCGAAAAUCGCGCUGAUCAUCUGCGUCACGAUUUCCGUCGUCGUCUUCGGGUGCUUCGUCGUCAUCUUCGGCAUCUACGACGUUUUCUGGGUCUACGAUCCCAAGUACGGCACCGACGUGGCCGUGUAUAAAUACAAUGCGUUCUCCGCCAACAACACGGCUCUGUUCGGCUACUACAACAUGUCCGGUGUUCUCUGGCCGCUGGUCAGUCUGGUGGUCAUCGUCCUUUCGACUUUUAUCAUCUCCUACAAGCUGCAGAAAUCCUCAGAGUUUCGAAACCGGGCGAAAUCUGUAAAAGUAAUCAGCGGAGACUCAAAAUUUUCCAGUUCCGAUACCGUGGAGUCGGGUUCUACGAAACACGGCAAGCAGGCGGCCAUCUCUAGACGAGACCGGCAAGUCAUCAAGAUGCUGCUCGUGGUCAUAAUCAUCUACAUCGUGAACCUGUUUCCCCGCGUCGCCCACUACCUGGGCAAGUACAUCGUUUUCGAAUACUAUUAUCUGCGCCGAUACCACAACCUCUUCGCGAUAAUGGCGUAUGCGGUUUUCGUGUUCGAUUACGUCAACGGGUCUGUCAAUCUGUUCGUGUUUUACGCUAUGAGCUCGUCGUUC
Messenger RNA from Lymnaea stagnalis (great pond snail), 933 nucleotides. The record is from the annotation of a GenBank genome assembly. Lineage: Eukaryota; Metazoa; Mollusca; Gastropoda; Lymnaeidae.